GGUCACCGCCAUCGCCUGCGGCCGCACCAUGGCCCUGAAGGCCGAGGGCGCCGCGCUCGACUGCUUCGAGGUGACGCUCAAGUGUGAGGAAGGGGAGGACGAGGAGGAGGCCAUGGUGGUGGCGGUCAUCCCGCGGCCCGAGCCGAUGCUCAGAGUGACCCAACAGGAGAAGACCCCUCCACCGAGACCCAGCCCUCUGGAGGCAGGCAGUGACAGCUGUGAGGAGCCCAAGCAGCAAGUGUCUUGGGAGCAAGAGUUCCUGGUGGGGAACAGCCCUGGGGGCAGCGGGCGGGCGCUGUGCAUGGUGUGCGGUGCCGAGAUCCGGUCCCCCUCUGCCGACACGGCGCGUGCGCACAUCCUGGAACAACAUCCCCACACCCUGGACCUGAGCCCCUCCGAGAAGAGCAACAUCCUGGAGGCCUGGAGUGAAGGGGUGGCGCUCUUGGAAGACGUUGGAUCUGAGCAGCUGUCCCCACCCAGCUCAGACUCAGUCCGGGAGGUGGAUCCAGACGCUGCUAGAAUGCCAGCGGAGAUCGUCGUUCUCCUUGACUCUGAGGACAACCCAUCCCUCCCUAAAAGGACCCGGCCCAGGGGACUCCGCCCCCUCGACCUUCCUGCUGCCCCUGCCACAGAGCCAGGAAAUAAGAAGCCUCGUGGUCAGAGAUGGAAGGAGCCCCCUGGAGAAGAGCCAGCCAGAAAGAAAAGAGGCAGACGUAUGACCAAAAACCUGGACCCCGACCCAGACCCCCCAUCACCCGACUCGCCCACAGAGGAGACUUUUGCAGCACCAGCCGAGGUCCGACACUUCACUGACGGCAGCUUCCCCGCUGGCUUUGUCCUGCAGCUCUUCUCCCACACCCAGCUCAGGGCCUCAGAUGGAAAGGACUUGCUCAAAGAGGGCAGAGUGGCAGAAGGAGGCCUUGCCCAGCCGGGAAGCCCCUCUCCAGCUCCCCCUCCGGGGCUUCGCGGGACACUGGAUCUCCAGGUUAUCCGCGUGCGAAUGGAGGAACCCCCAGCAGUCAGCCUCCUACAGGACUGGUCCAAGCACCCCCAGGCCACCAAGGGCGUGGGAGCAGGUGACACCCCAGAUUGGCCUGCAGUUCUGUCGGAAUCCAGCACCUCUGUUGCGGGGGAGCCAGAGGCAGGGAGUGGGGUGUAGAUUCUUGCUUUCCUGGGGAGGGAGGGAGGGAGGAGGCAGCGGUCCCCCUUGGGCUAUAACUCAGAGCUGCCUGGCUUGGCCACUUGAUGGGGAGAGUAAGCCAGGUGCCAGGACAGGAUGGAGGGUGGCAGCAUCUGCUUUGACUUUUGGGCACUGGAAAAUGUCUGUCCCUGGCCAGGCCCCGAGGUAGGUGGGUGGCUGAGGCUGUCGUGCAGUGGGGCAUUGGGCCUGUGGAGAUCACCUACCCCAAUCCUUUGCAGACCCUCACCUCUCUGUCCCCGCAACCUCCCCCACCCUCUCCUAGCUGCCCCCAUUCUCCCUCGGCACAGUGCCUUACACAGAGGUGGUCAUAAUGGGGUUUGAACUGAGUCCCACUACCUCGGGGGACACCUCUCCUCCCCCACUUGUUCAGGCUCCUAAACCAGGAGGCUUCCAUUACCUCUUCCCGCUCCAUCCCUGCAGAGGCUGAAGCAGCCCCCCGGGGCUCCUUUCACCCCCAUUCUUCUCACCUGUUUUCCUGUUGUAUAUAUCGCCUUUGUUGACAAUAAAUUAUUUUUUUUUAUUAAGAGA
This is a messenger RNA of Galeopterus variegatus (Sunda flying lemur), 1729 nucleotides long. RefSeq names its product chromosome unknown open reading frame, human C11orf84 (gene SPINDOC). Gene Ontology annotation, biological process: negative regulation of DNA-templated transcription. The record is from RefSeq and is a predicted model, not a curated record. NCBI's taxonomy places the organism in Eukaryota, Metazoa, Chordata, Mammalia, Dermoptera, Cynocephalidae. The transcript has 6 exons. The coding region runs from base 29 to 1159 and encodes 376 amino acids.